Messenger RNA from Bufo bufo (common toad), 4367 nucleotides. It is a transcript of the gene TONSL, whose product is annotated as tonsoku like, DNA repair protein. NCBI's taxonomy places the organism in Eukaryota, Metazoa, Chordata, Amphibia, Anura, Bufonidae. Gene Ontology annotation, molecular function: protein binding. The coding region runs from base 24 to 4226 and encodes 1400 amino acids. The transcript is spliced from 26 exons. The record is from RefSeq and is a predicted model, not a curated record.
AGAACACCGCCCGGCACCGGAGAAUGGCUGAUCGGGAGAUCAAACAGUUGGAGAAGGUGAAAUGCAGAGCUCGGCGCGCGGACAACCUGCGGGAGGAGGCCGCCGCCUGUAACCAGCUGGGGGAGCUGCUGGCCCGGGGGGGCAGGUUCCGGGAGGCCAUUGAGGAGCAUCGCCAGGAACUCGGCCUCUGCGAGGCUCUGGGGGACAUCAUCGGCUGCGCCGUCGCCAACCGCAAGAUCGGGGAGUGCUUCGCUGAAACGGGGAAUUAUCAGGCGGCCUUAAAGCACCAGCGCAUUCACCUGGAUUUGGCGCGUUCGGUCUCUUCGGACAUUGAGGAGCAGCGGGCUCUGGCCACCGUUGGGCGCACUUACCUGUACAUGUGUGAGGUGGGCGACGUGGACGCUCGGCGGCCGGCGGAGGAAUCCUUCCUGAAAAGUCUGGAGAUCGUGGACGAGAAGCUGGAGGGGAAGGUUUCCUCGCGGGACCUGAGUGAGAUGCGGGCGCGCCUCUUCUUGAACCUCGGCUUCCUGUACGACAUCAUGGCGCAGACGGACAAGUGCAGCUUCUACAUCAGGAAGAGCAUCUUCAUCGCAGAGCAGACCCAGCUCCAUGAGGACCUGUACAGAGCCAACUCCAACCUCGCCAGCAUCCACCUCCGCAACGGCGAGCACUCCAAAGCCAUCCGCUGCUGGGAGGCAGCCCGGGAGUGCGCCCGGCGCAUGCGCGACAAGUGCAUGGAGAGUGAAUGUUACUGCAGCAUUGGGCAGACCCUGCUGUCUCUGGGAGACUUCUCAGCGGGAAAACGUUCCCUUAAGAAGGCGUUUCUUCUGGGCAGCCUGCAGGAGUCGGACCGGGACGCUGUGCGCCGCAGCCUGAAGCACGCCAUUAAAGGUUGUCAGCUGGAGGAGGUGUUGUCAGAGCUGACAGAUGGCGACCAGCAGGGGGCACUGUCCUUGUACGAGCAGCUGGGAGAUCUGUACUGUAAGGUUGGAUGCUACAGGAAAGCCGUGGAGUAUUACAAGCUGCAGCUCCGCUGCGCCGAGUCCUUGAGCCGCCCGGACCGGGAGCUCGCCGUCAUCCAUGUGUCCCUGGCUGCGACCUUCAGUGACCUCAAGGACUACCCGCAGGCCCUGGAGCACUAUCGAGCCGAGCUGGGCCGGCGGAAAGGGAAUCCCUGCGAGGAGUGCAAGACGUGGCUGAACAUGGCGCUGGCGGUGGAGGAGGACGGGCAGGGGUACAGCCAGGUGCAGCAGUGCUUGACCAGGGGCAUGAAGUGCGCCCAGGAGGCUGGAGACCCCCGGCUGCAGAGGAAGGUCCUCCGGCAGCUCCUCGCGGUGCAGCAGAAGUGGGGGGCCCCGGAGGCUGGGGACACGGAGGCGGAGCUCCGCGAUGUGUGCGGCAGUGACGGCGGUGACAGCAGCGAGGAGGAGGAGGAGCCGGAGAGCAGCGAGCCCCUGCAGGAAAGCGAGGUGGAGCUGUCCUCCAGCGGAGAUGAAGACCUGGAGGGAUACGAGAAGUCUGUGCCGAGCAAGAGGGCGACCACCCGGUGGAAUCGCCGUAAUGAAAAGGGGGAGACGUCUUUGCACCGCGCCUGCAUCGAGGGGAACGCCAAGAUGGUGCAGUGUCUGCUGGAGAAGGGCCACCCGGUGAACCCCCGAGACUACUGUGGCUGGACACCCCUCCAUGAAGCCUGCAACCAUGGACAUCACGAUAUUGUACAGCUGCUGUUAGACCGCGGGGCCCACAUCAAUGAUCCUGGGGGCCCACUAUGUGAUGGGAUCACCCCCCUCCAUGACGCUCUGUCCAGUGGUAACUUUGAUGUUGCUCAGCUGCUGAUCAGGAGAGGGGCGUCUGUGACUCAGAAGACCACCAAGGGGAAGCCCCCGCUCGGCAGUCUGCAGGAGUGGAUUCACAUGUACGGGAAGCACCUGGAUGCAGUGACGCGGAGGGACUGUAAGGAGACGGAGAAGAUGCUGCGCGACGCUCUGCAGGGCAGUGUGGUCUCCUCCACCCCGCAGCCGCCGGCUCGGGAGCUCCAGGACAGUGAGCUGUUUGAUGCUGAAGCCUCCGAGCCGCUCCUUGCCAGCCCCCCAUUCCCCUCCAGGAAGCAGCGGGAGAACUCUGUUCCUCGAAUAAGUCGGACAGGUACGGAGCAUGGAACGCCCAGGAACCUGCGGCUGUCCACCCAGGAGGAUGAGGAUUUCCCGCUGCAGUGCAGCACCCAAAUGAGCGAGGAGGAUCCCCUCAUGGAGGAGGAGCCUGAGCAGCUGCUGACCCCUCUCAAGCCGGUCAAGAAACGGCCACGACUUGGAGCUCCAAGGCCGUCCUCGGAUUCGGAUAUCACCGUGGAGAGGACCUCGGGACCAGAUCCUCCCAGGCUUUCUGAGGGUGGGAAAGAAGCUUACCAGAAAGCCAUGCAGGGCCUGGGCAGCGCCAAAUCACGCCUGCUGAGCCAGAGCAUGGCCCAGCCUGAGCCCGCCCCCGAGGAGCCUGCACCUACAGAUGCUCUGGUGCCCUCAGACCAUUACAUCGGAGAUGAUUGGCUGGAAGAUGACUUAAUGGUGGAAGCUCGCUCCAGAAAGAGAAGCCGCUGGUCUCCUGGCAGCCUGGAGAUGGAAGAGAUAGUGGAGUAUAGUGAAGAAGAGGAGGAAGCGCCGCGCCAGAGGGAGAAGCCGGCUCCUCGAAACGUGUCCCGGAAACGCUCCCGCCAGACGAAGCUGACGCAGAUUGUAGACAGGGCUGUAGUAGGGCGGACGAAGAGCAGCGGGCAGAACAUCUCCAUCCCCCGCAUAGUGGACGGCACUGGAGCACACCACACGGACAGUGGGGGCAGCGCUCCUCCAGCCGCGGCUCAGCCCCCGGCUGUGACGGUGAACGCCUCUUUGCCUCCACCAAUCAGAGUGCGGGUCAGAGUUCAGGACAAUGUCUUCCUCAUCCCGAUCCCUCACAGUGGUGGAGAGACGCAUGAGGUCUCCUGGUUGGCUGAGCAGGCCUCCCAACGCUACUACCAGAGCUGUGGGCUCCUUCCUCGUCUGACUCUCAAGAAGGAAGGGGCCCUGCUGGCCCCCCAGGACCCGAUCCUUCAUGUCCUGCAGAGCAAUGAGGAGGUUGUGGCUGAGGUGCACUCGUGGGACCUGCCGCCCCUCACUGACCGCUACAAGAAGGCCUGUCAGAGCCUGGCAGUGGAGGAGAAUCGUCUGGUGCGGAAAGCUCUGGAACAGCAGGAGACCUCGUCAGUGUCGCUGUGCCGCCUGUCCCUGAGCGGACGUCACCUCUGUCCGGUAAUCCGUGCCUUGAAGCUUCAGAGCUCUCUACGCCAACUGCACCUCAGUGGAAACCUCCUCGGGGAUGCGGAAGUGGAGGAGCUGCUGUCCAUGCUGGGAACGCUGCCCAACCUCACCCAUCUCAACCUGUCCUGUAACCGUCUGACCCACGAGGGCCUCAGGAAGCUGGUUCCAGCCGCGGCCACCUCUGACUACAAAGCCCUGGAGAACCUUGAGGAGCUGGACCUGAGCAUGAACCCGCUGGGGGAUGGGCUGUCACAACCGCUGGCAGCACUUCUGCUCCACUGCCCACUUCUCAGCACCCUGCACCUGCGGGCCUGCCAACUCUCCGCCAAGUUCUUGCAGCAAUACCGCCUUGUACUGGCCGAUGCCUUCAGAGGUGCUGUUCACUUGAAGAAUCUCUCUCUUUCUCACAAUCCUCUGGGUUCUACUGGAGUGGAGCUGGUGCUGAAGACCAUACCCCAUGAGACGAUCUCCUGUCUGGAGCUUCGAGCUGUGACUGCAGGUGACGCUCUGAUCACAGAGCCCCUAAUAAGAUACCUUACUCAGGAUGGCUGCACAUUAUCCCACCUGACGCUCUCCUCUAAUCACCUGAGCGACGAGUCUGUGCGAGACCUGGCCAGAUGUCUUCCUGUCUGCUCCUCUCUGACCUCUCUCGACCUGUCUGGAAAUCCCAAAAUUGGAGGAAAUGGAUUCCAGCACCUGCUGAAUGCAAUUCAGGAACGAAAUAUUGAAAUGCAGGAACUUGACCUCACAGGUUGCCGUAUCCAAGGGCCCUUUAAUAGCUGCUCCCUGGAUGCGCUGUCCUCCCUUCUCCAUGAGCUCAGACUUUGCUCCCGCAGCCUUUCCAAAAAGGACCGAGAGGUGUUAUUGCAGGCCUGGUGCGGGGAGUCGCUCAUCGUCAGUCAACAGAGCAAACUCUUCAUCAAGAGACUGACGUGAGGGUUCAGGGAUCUGACUUAGGAAGUACAGUGGAAAUGGCGAGAAUGUGAUGGAACCAUAAUCCUUCAUGGUGUCCUAGGAGAAGACGGUGGACCUUCAAUGUCUCCUCGUCAUCUGGUGGGAGAGGAACCAUCAUUCAGA